Molecule: messenger RNA, 1752 nt
Organism: Ostertagia ostertagi
Lineage: Eukaryota; Metazoa; Nematoda; Chromadorea; Rhabditida; Trichostrongylidae
Source: the annotation of a GenBank genome assembly
AUGGUGACAUCAACUAUUGCUCGUCUACCGUCAUUGCCAGUGUCAGAACGUCCAGCUAGUGUACAAGCCGUGCAACGUGUCCUUACUGAUGUAGCCGAAUUAUUGGAGCAGAUGGAACUUGCUGUGCGAGAUCUAGCAGCUGGAAGUGCUGAACGGACCAAAUACGAGCUAAGGGUGAAGAGCUAUCGUAACGAUAAACGUCUUCUUGACAGCGAACUCGAGAAGGCUAUCAAGCGUUUGCGUGAGGCUGCAGACAGAGACGAACUACUUGCUUACGACGAGGCAGUGGAGAUGGAUCAACAGGAAGAGCAGCUGAUAGCGAAUACUGAACGAUUAGAGAGGUCGUCGAGAAAGAUUCAAAAUGCAUACCGCAUGGCUGUCGAAACUGAGCAGAUUGGAACGGAAGUGUUGGGAAAUUUGUCGCAGCAAAGGGAAACAAUAAGUCGGGCUCGAGAGAGAAUGCGUGAAGCUGAUGUGGAGCUAGGAAGGAGCAAUCGUCUGCUCAACACCAUGAUACGAAGGUACAAUUUUCUAGCAUAUUACACAGCUUGCUGCUGGAUGCCCAAGUGUAGAGCUUUGACUGUAAAAUCAACCGUUGAUGAGUGGCAGAUGUACAAUUAUCGAAAACCGCCUCCAGAAUUACCACAAACUGAGUUUGUUGUGAUACAGUAUCCUGGAGUUAUCAAAAACCUUGAUCGCGCUCUCGAGACCCUAGGUGGUUUACCGAAAAUAUCACAGAACCACUUUGCUAGUCAAGCGUUGGAAUUACGUCACACACCAGAGAAUCCUUAUACGAGUGCCUCCGUUUCAGAAAAGAAACUUGAUUCUGCAGUAAACGUUUUAUACACCUUUGACACUAUGUGCGACUUCCAAUAUCUGCCACUAAAACGGCGGCAGGAAGGUGAAGGAUUUGACGAUCUCAUUCCUCGUCUUAUUCCAAGAGAUCUUCCUAGCGCACUCUGCUGGUGGGACCGCCCUGACUCAUAUCCUGGCUACACACCUUUAUUUUUGCCGCCGUACCAGUUCAGUCGCUACAACACUCCGUCCACGAAAAUGCUAUGUCGCGAAUCAGACUUCACACUCGAAAAGAUCCGGAAAAAGACUGGACAUGGUCAAAAUUUACGACUCGAAAGAAAGGCCCUGUCAGUGACUGUGCAGGCCAACGAUCCAUUCCCUACCGCUCCGUCAGAGGAAGCUGUUCUCGAUGCCGAUUUUAGGUGUAAAAAUGAGGAGCCACACAGAAUGCUGGCAGCACUAUUUCGAGAGCGCCCUAUGUGGACUAGAAACGCUAUUGCUUACAAAACGGGUCUAGACGACAACUUACUCAAGACACUACUGCAGAAGUAUGCAUUCUACAUCCAGUCGGGCCCAUGGGGUAGACUUUGGUGCAGAUUUGGAUACGAUCCGCGUACUGACCCGGAGUCAAUGCUCUACCAAACUCUUAUGGUUUCCUUCAGGCAGCAUACAAGAAUACCUGAGAAGCAAAUCGGUGAUAGUGGUCCUCUUGACAGAAGCGGUUCCGACGUCUUCCAAGAGUGCGGACAGAUGUGGUACAGCCUUUGCGACAUUAAAUUGCCAUUCGCUGAGGCGUUACUCAAGCAAGACCACAGUAAAUCGUCAGAACCAGAAGCGUAUGGUUGGAUACAUGCAGAUUUGCUGGAAGAAUUACGUGAACUGAUCAAAGAGGACGUACGAAAAACAAGUGAAGACAUGGACGCUGAUGAGGAUUUGGAGCCUACUGACGAUUUCUAG